AUGUUUUCAUGGUUCCAGAGUAAGAAGACUGAGCCAGAGGUCCAUGUUGACUAUGGGAAGCUUGUCAGAGAGAAACAUGAACAGUUUCGUCAAAGAAGAAGAACCCAAAUGAUGUAUUUCUUUGGUGCUACUGCUGCUACAUUAGUUUUUUCAAGAUUAGCUUAUAGAGGUGUUCAAGCUCAUGUUCCUGGAUUGUUCAACUCCAAUCAUGUCCCACCUCCAUUUUCAUUCCAACAAGAUGCCAUAUCGGCCAUUGCAUUAUCAACAGUUCUUUCAGUAUCUUCAUUCUCAAUGGGUGUCACAGGUGUUGCAUGGACAUGGGAUGUCUCUAAUGUGAAAGAAUUCACUUAUAAAUUAAAACAAAAAUUAGGAGGUGUUGAAAGUGAAAAGCAAAUAAGUGAAACCAAAUUAGAUGAUGAAUCUGUCACUUUACAAGAUGCUAUCAAUGCUUUUAUAAAUGGUGAAGGAUUCGAAGAUGAUCCAGUGGAAACAGCUCCAUUGAAACAAUAA
Molecule: messenger RNA, 510 nt
Organism: Hansenula ciferrii
Lineage: Eukaryota; Fungi; Ascomycota; Saccharomycetes; Phaffomycetales; Wickerhamomycetaceae
Exons: 2
Coding region: 1-510 (169 amino acids)
Cellular component (GO): mitochondrion
Source: RefSeq, a predicted model, not a curated record